GUCAGUCAGCGCCUCUGUCCGUCAGUUGGGCGGCAGGCAGGCGGGCAAGGAGGCAGGCAGGCAGACAUUCCACGGGCCCGCCGUAGCGCUCCUUCGGUGGUUGGCGCCCGGCGCCCCCUCGUCUUCCUCGGCUUCGUCCUCCUUGUCCUCUUCCCUCUCCCCCUCGGCCCGGGCGGCGGUAGCGGCGGCCAUCAUGGCGGCGGGAGGCGGCGGCGCGGGUCCCGAGAUGGUCCGCGGGCAGGUGUUCGACGUGGGUCCGCGCUACACCAACCUCUCGUACAUCGGCGAGGGAGCCUAUGGCAUGGUGUGUUCUGCGUAUGACAACGUCAACAAGGUCCGUGUGGCCAUCAAGAAAAUCAGCCCCUUUGAGCACCAGACCUACUGCCAGCGGACACUGCGCGAAAUCAAGAUUUUGCUACGCUUCCGCCAUGAGAACAUCAUUGGCAUCAACGACAUCAUCCGGGCACCAGCCAUCGAGCAGAUGAAAGAUGUAUACAUCGUACAGGAUCUCAUGGAAACGGACCUUUACAAGCUCUUAAAGACGCAACACCUCAGCAAUGACCACAUCUGUUAUUUCCUUUACCAGAUCCUAAGAGGUUUGAAAUACAUCCAUUCAGCCAACGUCCUGCACCGCGACCUCAAACCUUCUAACUUACUGCUCAACACCACCUGCGAUCUCAAGAUCUGUGACUUUGGCCUGGCACGUGUUGCAGAUCCAGACCAUGACCACACAGGCUUCCUGACAGAAUAUGUGGCCACACGCUGGUACCGAGCACCUGAAAUCAUGCUGAAUUCCAAGGGUUACACCAAGUCCAUUGACAUCUGGUCCGUGGGCUGUAUUCUGGCUGAGAUGCUCUCCAACAGGCCCAUUUUCCCUGGAAAGCACUACCUUGAUCAGCUGAACCACAUUCUUGGCAUUCUUGGGUCUCCAUCACAAGAAGACUUGAAUUGCAUAAUAAAUUUAAAAGCCAGGAACUAUUUACUCUCUCUUCCUCACAAAAACAAGGUGCCAUGGAAUAGACUCUUCCCCAAUGCUGACCCCAAAGCCCUGGAUUUAUUGGAUAAGAUGUUGACGUUCAACCCUCACAAGAGGAUCGAAGUGGAGCAGGCACUGGCCCACCCCUACCUGGAGCAGUAUUACGACCCGAGUGACGAGCCUGUGGCCGAAGCCCCGUUCAAGUUCGACAUGGAGCUGGACGACCUGCCCAAGGAGAAGCUGAAGGAGCUGAUCUUUGAAGAGACGGCUCGAUUCCAGCCCGGAUACCGGACUUAACUUUGUGCAGGGACGCCCCUUCCCAGUUCUCGGUCCCUGGUCGUGUCCCUCCGGCCCGUCUCGGCUUCUCCACUUUCAGCCCCUCCGAGGGGCGCUUCGGUAGUUGUGGCUUCUCUGCUUCUGAUGACUUCUUUCAGCCUGAAGAAUCGUGAUCGACACUCCCGUGUGUGUUCCCCAUUGGUGACCCGUCACCGGCGCCGGCGGCCGUCCCCAGACUCUGGCCGCUCGCCCUCGUCUCGUCUCCUGCUUGCUUCCUGCCGUGAGAGGCACAGCGGCUCCUUCCACUCCCGAACCCGCGCCCGCCCGGCCCGCCACCGGCACCUUGUUUUCUCUCUUUGUCUUUGUGGGAGGCCGCUUAAAGGCGGUGACCUCCCUCGUUUGCACUUGGACUUCCCCGAGCAGGAACCCCAGAGAGCACCCUGAAUUCAGCUUCAGACCCCCUGCGCCACCGCUUUCCCCAGCCUGCGUCCACGGGGCAGCCUCUCCGGCCACUCCUGUAACUGCUCUUUGUCCAGCCCCGGGGAGACGGGGAUGUCCUUCCAAAGGGCCGAGCCGGCCGCCCCAUAGCAUGCUGGGGCCCCUGUGUGCCGGCUCCCCUCCCCAGGCUUGGCCCUUCCAAAGCUCCUGUCUGUGCAGUGGUGAGUGUUUACAAAAGUAUGCAAAAAGGCCCUUCCCGGAGAUGUGGGGCCCUGCCAGGGAGGGAGGGAGGGAGGCCUGCCUGGUGCUGGGAGCAGAGGAGGUGAGGAGGUGCCGCUCUUGCUCUCAGAGCCAGGCUGCCCCGUCUGCUCUCUCCCAGCCCCUGUCCCGGGGCCCUCCUUCCUCGAGGACGCCCCGGGUGUCCCCCUCCUCCUCUCGUGCCCUCCUCGCAUGACUGUUGCUGCUUCCCAGACGCCUGUCUGCAGCGCCCCUCGCCCAUGGGCGGAGACCCCAAAUCUCUCAUUACCUCUGAGUCGUGUCCACUGAGACUCGGGCUUCUCGGGCCCGCUCUCCUCCCCCCUCCCCCUCCCCCGUUCCCCCCCUCCUCCUCCUCCUCCCCUUCCUCCUCUCAUGCCGGCACUCCCGCACUAAGGGGGACUUUGCAUUUUCUCUGGGCUAGUGGGAUGGCCUGUGGCCUGCCUUCCCCAGCUGGGUGUUGGAGGCCACUGGGAGACGCUCUCCUUUGGAAGGGAGCCUCUGGCGGCCUCCCGGCUGUGUGCGGCCUCCCAGCGCCAGCGUGCGGAGGGCCUAGAGAGCUCCCUCCCUCCCUGCCUCCCUGCCUCCGGCUCCCUUUCCCGAGGAGCGUGCAUGACUUUACCUUCCCUGCUGCUCCCGAUGACGCUUCUCCAAUGGAUUUAUCUAGAUUUAGAACUGGAAGCUGUAGGCCAGCCCCCUCGUCAGGCCUACAGAGUUCAAGUGACUCCCCCAAGGUCACACGUGACUCCAGGGCCUGGAUGGGCAGCAGGUCCUCGGCCUCCACAUUCAGCCCUCGUCCCUCUGGGCGUGCUGCUUCCUUUGCCUCAGUACUAAAAGGUCACCCUUGAGACCGCCCUCCCUCCCGGCCUCGGUGGGUCCCUCAUCCGGUGCUCUGGGCAGCCCGCUCGGCUCGCGCCAAGCCCUUCGGCCCCCAGUUUGUAGUCGCCGUCGGCAUCGGGCAUGCCGGCAGAGCCCGCUAGGAACUAGUGGCCUUGGUUGAGACGCUUUCAAACCCCCCCGUGACACCAGAUAUGCAAGACCCCAACCCGGCUCCCCAGCCGGCUCUGACCCCAAAAGGCUUUUAACUGUUGAGCGCUCCUGGCGGCCUGGGGGUCCCCCGCGGGAGGAGCCCCCGAAGCCGGGAGGGACCCCGGAGAGCCCGAGGAAAACACGACACACUGCCCGCCUCGCCCGCCCCACGUAGACCAUUCAGAGCAGCUCUUCAGCUCUUUUUCUUAUGUUGAUCUAAUUUUUAAAGAAUUGGUAACUUUUGUAGUCCGUAGUUCGGUACUAGUGUGUCCGCCUGCACCCGCAAACGCACGUGAUCGGGGCCCUGCGAAGUACUUUUAUAUUUGUAAAUCCCCGUUUCUGAGGAAGCCCCACUUGGUGGGAAAUAUUUUUGUAAAUGCAGCCAUUCAAAACUGUCGGGCAGUCCUGCUGCUGAUCCUUUCUCGGGCUCUUCGACGGCUGUGCCGACGGCGGCCACGAGAGUCCGGCCAGCCCGGGAGGGCGCGUGAGAGCGGCGGCCGCUCGAGCGGGGGGCCUUCGCCCGGCGCGUCCCAGAAAACAAGCAACGGCUUUGUAUGUACCUGCUUUGUCUUGUCGGUGCCUUUUAGUAUUGUACCCUUAACCUCUGCAUAAGUGACUUCAUGGAUGCUAAGUUUUAAAGAACACGGAAAAGGGAGAUUUUUAUUAAGAAUCUGAAUGUAUAUUAUUCAUUGUAUUGUUUCAACUUAACAUAUCUCUCGUGGCAUUUUGUGAGCUGGUUCAUCUGUAUAAAACGGUUGUAAGUAGCAAAGGUUUAUCUUCCAGUGGAUCCUUUGGCUGUCCUACCUUUGGAAAAAACAAACUUGAUUCAUUGAAUGUUUAUGGCUUUUUGACAUCAAAUCAUUAAAUUGUGGCCCUGUCUCACCCAAA
Gracilinanus agilis (Agile Gracile Mouse Opossum) is the source of this 3862-nucleotide messenger RNA. It is a transcript of the gene MAPK1, whose product is annotated as mitogen-activated protein kinase 1. Lineage: Eukaryota; Metazoa; Chordata; Mammalia; Didelphimorphia; Didelphidae. The record is from RefSeq and is a predicted model, not a curated record. Gene Ontology annotation, biological process: protein phosphorylation; intracellular signal transduction. Gene Ontology annotation, molecular function: ATP binding; MAP kinase activity. Gene Ontology annotation, cellular component: cytoplasm; nucleus. The transcript has 9 exons. The coding region runs from base 194 to 1273 and encodes 359 amino acids.